Messenger RNA from Mucor mucedo, 2271 nucleotides. RefSeq names its product quinon protein alcohol dehydrogenase-like superfamily. The record is from RefSeq and is a predicted model, not a curated record. The transcript is spliced from 2 exons. NCBI's taxonomy places the organism in Eukaryota, Fungi, Mucoromycota, Mucoromycetes, Mucorales, Mucoraceae. The coding region runs from base 356 to 2260 and encodes 634 amino acids. Gene Ontology annotation, molecular function: protein binding.
UCUUUCGUUGUAAUAUAUCAAUCUGAUUACACCAUUUUCUCCGGAUUCCAAUCAUCCUUGACCUACUCUCAGUGUUAUUUCGCUGCACGUUGUUUAGCACAGUCUUAAGUGUCUGCUUAUUUUGGACUAUUAAUUGGUUUGAUCAGGUUAUCUAGAAACUUUUGCUAGUACAUGCAUUUUGUUUAUAUUAUAACAGAGAAAAAGGGCUGAAGUGUGAACACUGUAAAGGAACCAAUAUUUUUAACCAUAGUUGCUGGGUUUGAAGGGUGUCACGUGGAGACUUUUUUUUUUUUUGCUAAUCAGAUGUGUUCCUUUCUGAACCAUACGCACAUACUCUUCUUAUUAUUUGAAAUAAAUGGACGACAAAAGCGAUCCUUCGAACGACGAUUUACCAGUAAAAGAAUUUCUCUCACGCCAUGUUCCUGAUCAGGUCACUAAUUCAAGAAAAUUGUGUUAUCGACAUCGACCAGAUCUAAUCAAGAGACGACAACCUGAUUCCCUUGAUAUAGAGAAUGCACAAAGACAAAUGGAAGUACUUCCAACUGAAGAUAAGGCAGCUAUUUCACAUAUUUGGUCGCUAUUUUCAGCAGCACCAGCAGAUCAACGUAUAUUAAUAUUAAGAGGCCUUUUAUCAACAUGCUGCAUGCCUCAAUUGUCUUUUCUUCAUGAUGCCAUAAAACCAUUGUUACGCAUUGACUUUUUGUCUAUUUUACCCCGUGAAAUAUCCUUGAAGAUAUUCUUUUACCUUGAUGCCAAGUCACUUUGUAACGCUGCACAAGUGUCUCACAACUGGAAAGCUAUGGCAGACGAUGAUGCUCUUUGGCACCGUAUGUGUGAACAGCAUAUUGAUAAGAAAUGUACAAAAUGUGGAUGGGGAUUACCUUUACUAAACAAGAAGAGAAAGGCAACCGCAGUGCCCAAGAGACCAUUAAUUGAACCAAGCGAAGAACCUCUUCGGACUGCAUGUGGUCCGAUCAAAACCACUUCAAAUGCUUCAAGCAGCACAUUAAAAGAGAACAAAAAAUUAAAGAUCAGGAACAACGAUGACGAAGCAUGUACAACUGCUUUUAACACUAUUUUUAAUGCCCAAGGAAACUCAGCUGGUGACACAUCAGUCAUUCCUGCACCUGCUCGUAGACCUUGGAAAGAUGUUUACUCGGAAAGAUUGAUGGUGGAAAGAAAUUGGCGAAAUAACAAAUAUAAUUUACGUAUCUUGAGUGGUCAUACUGAUGGAGUCAUGUGUGUCCAAUUUUGUGAUGGAAGUAAUAUAAUGAUGACUGGAUCUUACGAUAAGACGGUUUGUAUAUGGAAUCUGGAAACAGGCGAACUUAUCCGUACCCUCACUGGUCACACACGUUGUGUUCGUGCGCUCCAAUUUGACGAGGCUAAGUUAGUGACAGCUUCUAUGGAUCAAACCCUAAAAAUUUGGAACUGGCAAACUGGAAAAUGUAUCCGUACUCUUGAAGGUCACACUGGCGGUGUAUUGAGUUUACAUUUUAACUCUAGGUUAAUGGCAAGUGGUUCAACCGAUCAUACUAUCCGUGUGUGGAACUUUUUAGCAGGUGAAUGUUGCACAUUAACUGGCCAUACUGAAUGGGUGAAUUCAGUUCGAUUUUGUCAAGAUGAUACCAUGUUAAUAUCCUGUAGCGAUGAUUCUACUAUUCGUUUAUGGGAUUUACAGAAACGCGCAUGUGUUCGUGUUUUCAACGGCCAUGUAGGUCAAGUUCAGAUAGCCGUACCAAGUCCAAAGGGGUUUACACAUCGCUUAUUAAAUUAUGGGGACGAGCAUGCAAAUCCUUCUUCUUCGACAAACUCGCGUGCCACUGGUGGAAAUAGAAUGGCUGAUUUUCAACCUGGGUGUGCUACAGACAAUCGAAGCAGUAACGGAUUGAGUUUGGAGCAAAUAAAGAAAUUUUCGUCACCAGCAACUGUCGCAGCAGAACUGUCUGAAAAUCCCAUCAUCAUAUCAGGCUCUUUAGAUAAUACGAUCAAGUUAUGGGAUAUGACCACCGGUAACUGUAUACGAACACUGUUUGGUCAUGUAGAAGGUGUUUGGAGCUUAGCUUAUGAUACGCUCAGGAUCGUUUCGGGAUCUCAUGAUAAAACAGUUCGUGUAUGGGAUAUUGGAAGUGGUAGGUGCAUGCAUGCUUUGGAAGGGCAUAAUGGGCCUGUCACCUCAGUGGCACUAAGUGAUACAAAGAUCAUAUCGACAUCAGACGAUGGAGACAUAAGGAUUUGGGACUAUGGCGUGUCACAUUAGGAUAUGUGGUC